Messenger RNA from Cuscuta epithymum, 1983 nucleotides. The record is from the annotation of a GenBank genome assembly. NCBI's taxonomy places the organism in Eukaryota, Viridiplantae, Streptophyta, Magnoliopsida, Solanales, Convolvulaceae.
CUAAGUCAUCAUCAUAACCUGCUUCUUAUUCUGUGUAUAAAUAUCUGCAUCCUUCCUCCCCCUAAAACGUAUCCCAAACCCGCCAUUGAUUAGUUAAUAUUCUACGUACUUAGAUCGAUCAUCUUUGAGAGAGUAAUCAGACAAGGGAAGGGCAGAAAAGUAAAAUGGCCGCUGCCCCUAAAACUGCAGCUUUGCAGCUCCAUGGAACGGUUGAAGGGGGUGAAGUUGGGAAGAACUUCGACGACGACGGAAGGCAGAAAAGAACUGGGACUUUGGUGACGGCGAGCGCGCAUAUCAUAACGGCGGUGAUAGGGUCGGGAGUGCUGUCGCUGGCGUGGGCCAUAGCGCAGCUGGGAUGGGUGGUCGGCCCCGCCGUACUACUGGCGUUUUCUUUCAUCACCUACUUCACCUCCACCCUCCUCGCCGACUGUUACCGCUCUCCGGGCCCCGUCGAGGGCAAACGGAACUACACGUACAUGGACGUCGUCCGUUCUCAUUUGGGAGGGGUGAAGGUUACACUGUGUGGGCUAGCUCAGUAUGCUAAUCUCGUCGGAGUUACUGUUGGAUACACAAUUACCGCUUCCAUCAGCAUGGUGGCGGUGAAGAAGUCAAACUGUUAUCACAAGUUGGGGCACAAGGCUGAUUGCAGUAUAUCAAACUACCCAUUUAUGAUCAUUUUUGCCGUAAUCCAAAUAUUGCUGAGCCAAAUUCCCAACUUCCACGAGCUCUCAUGGCUAUCUAUCCUGGCCGCUGUUAUGUCCUUCGCUUAUUCCACCAUUGGUCUCGGCCUCUCCGUAGCCAAAAUCAUAGGUGAUGGGCGUCAUGGCCACCACCAUCCAAAGACUAGCUUAACCGGAGUGGUGGUGGGGGUGGAUGUGACCGGGGCAGAGAAGGUGUGGAGAAGCUUCCAAGCCAUUGGCGAUAUCGCUUUUGCAUACGCCUACUCUACCGUCCUCAUCGAGAUCCAGGAUACAUUGAGAUCACACCCACCAGAGAACAAGGUAAUGAAGAAAGCAUCAUUUGCUGGAGUGACCACGACCACCUUGUUCUAUGUUAUGUGUGGUUGCAUGGGCUAUGCUGCAUUUGGAAACAAAGCCCCGGGCAACUUCCUCACCGGGUUUGGGUUCUAUGAGCCCUUCUGGUUGAUUGACUUCGCCAACGUUUGCAUCGCUAUUCAUCUCAUUGGAGCGUACCAGGUUUUUUGCCAACCGAUAUUCGGGUUUGUUGAGUCUCGGUGCCACCGAAGAUGGGGGACUAGCGGAUUCGUAAUGACUGAACAUUUAAUCAGGAUUCCGUUGUUGGGUACAUUCCCUUUAAAUUGGUUCAGGUUGGUGUGGAGGACGUCUUACGUGAUUGUCACCGCGCUGAUAGCGAUGAUAUUCCCCUUCUUCAAUGACUUCUUGGGCUUGAUCGGAGCAGCCUCGUUCUACCCAUUGACAGUCUACUUCCCCAUUGAGAUGUACAUAGCACAAACCAAGAUCCCCAAGUGGUCCUUCACAUGGGUUUGGCUGAAGAUACUCAGUUGGGCUUGUUUGGUUAUCUCCCUUAUGGCUGCGGCAGGCUCGAUUCAGGGCCUUGCUUCAGAUGUGAAGACAUAUAAACCUUUUAAGGCUCAAUGAUUUGGUCGAACUGUUGAAUAUAUAUGCAAUGUUUUCAAUAAAAAUGCGUGCAAAAUGGCCGGUUACAGUCAACAAUAUUAAUCAAGAUGCAAAGAAUCCCCUCAAACAAGCUAUUUGGAGAACAAUAUAAUGUUGCACUAUAACAGUCUGUGCAUAUUUUAGGUUUACUUAUCUAGCUAUAUGUACUGUGAAUUAAGAGCAUGUUGUAGCUAGCUAAUUAAACUUGUGCAAAGCAACAUUGUGUUCUCAUCUCUAUUUGAAAAAGGGACAUAUUGUUUAAUACUCAUAUUUAUUGUUAUCGAACAGACAACAAGCAGAGAUUUCCUUUUAAGUAAAUCAAAUUACCAAGUCAUGACUCAUACAC